AUGAAGCCCAAGUACGGUACUUUACCUUGGUCAGGUAUGAUGCGUAUCCGUAAGAUACCUACUUACUUACCCAAAAGCGAGCCUGGCUUGUUUAGGAAAGUGAGACAAGCCCAAGUCACACCGAGCUCCCAGCACCAACCACUUACCACCCGCCGCCGUCUCAUCAAGGAUGCGAAGCCCUUCUCCGACUUCCUUAUCGAUACCUUCCACCGUCAGCACGAUUACCUCCGCAUAUCCGUCACGGAACGCUGUAACCUUCGCUGCCUCUACUGCAUGCCCGAAGAAGGCGUGCCGCUCUCCCCGACAAAGGAACUUCUCACCACCCCGGAAAUAGUCCUCCUCUCCUCCGUCUUCGUCUCCCAGGGGGUCACCAAGAUCCGCCUGACGGGCGGCGAGCCCACGGUGCGGCGCGACAUCGUCCCGCUCAUGCACCAAAUCGGCGCCCUCCGGCCCCACGGCCUCCGCGAGCUGUGCCUCACCACCAACGGCCUCUCCCUCCACCGCAAGCUCGACAGCAUGGUUGAGGCGGGGCUCACCGGCAUCAACCUAAGCCUCGACACCCUGGACCCGCACAUGUUCCAGAUCAUGACCCGACGCAACGGCUUCGACGCCGUCAAGAAGAGCAUCGACCGCAUCUUUGCCCUUAACAAGGCCGGCGCGGGCAUCAAGUUCAAAAUCAACUGCGUCGUCAUGCGCGGCCGCAACAACGCCGAGAUCGGCCCCUUUGUCGAGAUGACGCGCGACAAAGACGUUGAGGUUCGCUUCAUCGAGUACAUGCCCUUUGACGGCAACAAGUGGAACAAGGGCAAGAUGCUGGGCUACGCCGAGAUGCUCGACGUCAUCCGCGAGACGUACCCUACCUUGGCCAAAGUCGAGGACCACAAGAACGACACGAGUAAGACGUGGCACGUCCCCGGGUUCGCGGGCAAGAUCGGCUUCAUCACGAGCAUGACGCACAACUUUUGCGGGACGUGCAACCGGCUGCGCAUCACGAGCGACGGGAACCUCAAAGUGUGCUUGUUCGGCAACACGGAAGUCUCGCUGCGGGAUAUUCUUCGGAAAUCCAACGGUGGCGAGCCCAUUGACGAAGCGGCGCUCGAGGCGAUGAAGCAGAUUGAGAUGGACCGCCGGCAGGGGCUGGCGGACGCUGGGAAACCGCUGGGCACGGCGCUGAACGAGGCGGAGCUCCUGGACGUCAUUGGUAUGGCUGUGAAGCGGAAGAAGGAGAAGCAUGCGGGUAUCGGGGAACUGGAGCACAUGAAGAACAGGCCGAUGAUCUUGAUAGGUGGCAAGGCCAACAAGACAGAAGAGCCCCCCAAACCAUUCCUAACGCACAUCUCCCCUACAGGCUCAGCCCAUAUGGUCUCCAUCGCCGCCAAGUCACCCACCGCCCGCAUCGCAAAAGCAGCCUGCACGAUAACCUUCUCCUCCCCGUCCCCCAUCAACCUCAUCCGCGCCUCCCAGAUGAAAAAAGGCGACGUCCUCGGCACGGCGCGGAUCGCGGGCAUCAUGGCCGCCAAGCGCACGCCCGACAUUAUCCCGCUGUGCCACCCGAUCCUGCUCUCCCACAUCGGCGUCGAGGUCGAGCCGGCCAGCGAGGCUGACGACGAGACGGUGAUUUGUGUCGAGGCGACGGUUGAGUGCGAGGGCAAGACCGGGGUCGAGAUGGAGGCUUUGACGGCUGCUGGGGCGGCGGCGAUGACGGUGUAUGAUAUGUGUAAGGCUGUAGAUAAGGGGAUGGUGAUUGGGGGGUUGAGGGUUGUCUUGAAGGAUGGGGGGAAGAGUGGCCGGUGGGAGAUGCCUUGA
This is a messenger RNA of Colletotrichum acutatum, 1806 nucleotides long. Its product is annotated as molybdenum cofactor biosynthesis protein 1 B. The record is from RefSeq and is a predicted model, not a curated record. Gene Ontology annotation, biological process: Mo-molybdopterin cofactor biosynthetic process. The transcript has 3 exons. Lineage: Eukaryota; Fungi; Ascomycota; Sordariomycetes; Glomerellales; Glomerellaceae. Gene Ontology annotation, molecular function: metal ion binding; cyclic pyranopterin monophosphate synthase activity; GTP 3',8'-cyclase activity. Bases 1 to 1806 code for a protein of 601 amino acids.